Molecule: messenger RNA, 373 nt
Organism: Staurois parvus
Lineage: Eukaryota; Metazoa; Chordata; Amphibia; Anura; Ranidae
Source: the annotation of a GenBank genome assembly
CUAUUCCUCCCCACUGACACCAACGAUGGGGCACUAUUCCUCCCCCCCACUGACACCAACCAUGGGGCACUAUUCCUCCCACUGACUAAUGAUGGGGCACUAUUCCUCCCACUGAUACCAAUGAUGGGGGCACUAUUCCUCCCACUGACACCAAUGAUGGGGCAUGAUUCCUCCCACUGAUACAAAUGAUGAGGCACUAUUCCUCCCACUGACACUAAUGAUGGGGCACUAUUUCAUCCACUGACACCAAUGAUGGGGCACUAUUCCUCCCACUGACACUAAUGAUGGGACACUAUUCCUCACACACUGACACUACUGAUGGGGCACCAUUAGUGUCACACCCCCAUCAUUGGAAUACCAUACUGAAAUACCA